Trachymyrmex cornetzi is the source of this 2593-nucleotide messenger RNA. RefSeq names its product ATP-binding cassette sub-family G member 4-like. NCBI's taxonomy places the organism in Eukaryota, Metazoa, Arthropoda, Insecta, Hymenoptera, Formicidae. The transcript has 11 exons. Gene Ontology annotation, biological process: transmembrane transport. Gene Ontology annotation, cellular component: plasma membrane. The record is from RefSeq and is a predicted model, not a curated record. The coding region runs from base 121 to 2004 and encodes 627 amino acids. Gene Ontology annotation, molecular function: ATP hydrolysis activity; ABC-type transporter activity; ATP binding.
UAAAUGAUCAUCGCAUAUUGUGCGCCUUCGUUUUCUCAUACCGUAAUUGUUAACUCUUAAAUUAAUCAAUUGACAACGGAUAUAAUUUUAAAGUUAUAAUUUAACGAAGUGUUUAGUAAGAUGUUAGAAAUGAACGAUAAAAAUAAUGCAGCAAAGAUGCUGAAAGGUGACUGCAAGAUUCAUGUGCAGGAAUCAGAAAAAUUGUUGGAACCUGUGAAAUCAUGGAAUUCACAAAUAUACAUCGAAUUCAACGAUCUUUGUUACUCGGUUUGUUGCAAUCUCAAAGGGACUGAGAAAAUGAUUCUACAUAAUGUAACGGGACAUUUCGAACCGAGGAAAGUCACAGUGAUAGUUGGUCCUUCCGGUUCGGGGAAGACCACCCUGCUAAAAAUCAUAUCGGGCAAACAACAGGUCGAUAUUACAGGCACCAUCACCGUCAAUGGUGCUGAACCAAACAAAAAAAUAUUCCACAAACAGGUGUGUUAUGUACCACAACAAUUCGAUCUAUUGCCGUACCUCACAACAAGAGAAACUCUCUACAUAGCAGCUCGACUAAAACUCAACGUUAAUCAGAACAAACAAGCAAUUUGUUUAAUGGUGAACAAUAUCGCGGAACGUUUUAACUUAUCAAAGUGUCUGGACACAUUAGCGAAUAAAUUAAGCGGUGGUGAACGGAAGAGACUUUCUAUCGGCGUGGAAAUGUUCGUUCAGCCAUCUGUUUUUUUAUUAGACGAGCCAACAAGCGGUCUCGACAGUACGGACUCUAAUCAGCUUAUUAAUAUACUGCAUGAUAUGGCAAGAGCGAAUUGCACUGUGAUUUGUAUAAUACAUCAACCCAGCAGUCAGAUGAUUUCGCUCUUCGAUAACAUUAUCGUACUUAACCAAGGCAAAUGUAUGUAUUGCGGUCCAAAGGACGAAAUCUUAAACACGUACAGCAUUGCCGGGUUUACGUGUCCCAACUUCUAUAACAUAAUUGAAUUUGUGCUUGAGGUAGUAACAAAACAAAGGGGUGGAGAUGUGGAAAAUCUAUACAAGAUCUGUUGUGACGAAUACGUAAAGUUUAGAUUACGCAAUAAACAUGAAAAGGAAUUGGAUUUAUCGAUUAAUUUUAAACAGAAAUGUGGAACAAAAGAUACAGAUGCAUCUACAAAAAGCAUAACACAAAAGAAGUCGACAUGGCAUCAGCAAAAGAUUUUAUUUUUACGAGCUUUAAUUUACAUCAAGCGAGAUACAACCUUAACAAAACUAAGAUUUGUGGCACACAUCCUGGUCGCACUAUUGUUAGGGACAGUUUUUUAUAAUUUCGGUGAUGACGCGGAAAAAGUUAGCAGUAACAUCGCUUACUUAUUUUUCUGUCUAUUAUUUUUAUUCUUUACAAAUUCCAUAUUGGCAGUGCAAAUGUUUCCCAUUGAAGCGACAGUAUUUUUACAAGAACAUUUAAACAAUUGGUACUCUUUAAGAUCCUAUUACAGUGUAAAAAUAAUAUCGGAUCUCUUAAUGCAAAUACUUUGCGCUUCAUCUCUCGUGCUUAUAUCAUAUUAUGUAACAGGACAGCCAAUGGAAUAUGAUAGAAUUCUACGAAUGUGGGGAAUUUGCCUGUUAAUUACAAUUCUUGGACAAACAAUUGGAGUACUUGCAGGCAUAAUAUUUGGCACUGAGAUAGGUAUGUUUUUAAUACCGGCAAUUGGUAUACCAUUAAUAUUAUUUGCUGGAUUCUUUUCAAAAUUAGAAGAAAUGUCGAUGUAUUUGCAGCCUUUAAGCUAUGUGAGCUUUUUCAGAUACGCAUUUGAAGGAGUAAUGCAAGCGAUCUAUCUUGAUCGACCGAAUCUGACGUGUUUAGAAAUCUACUGUUACUUGCGUUCACCAAACAAGAUUCUCACGAUGAUGGGCAUACCGACAGUUCCUUUCUAUGUAACUCUGAUAAUACUUGCUUUUUGGAUAUUCUUUUUUCACGCGAUCACUUAUGCAGUACUUCUUUGGAAAAUUUAUUAUGCAAAAAAGUGACGAUCAGUAAAAUUAAUAUUAAUAAAUCGUUUAUUAAAAUUAGCACAGCACAUGGAUCCUUUAGACGUCCAUAGGACAUUUCGUUCGGACGUUCGACGUCCGGAUCAAAGAUGUCCCGAUGACGUACAAUGUAUCGCCUUUAGACGUCCAGUGGAUGUUGUUACGAUGUCUCGAUAGGACGUAAAAUGGAUUUUUUAUGGACGUUGUUUAGACAUAUCCUAAUGAGAAAUCAUAAUGGAAUGAAUAUCGAAUGUCGAUUCCAUUCUCUGGGUAUUGCGCGAUUACGAGUUUGUUUAGUAGAAAAUAUUUGUCAGUAAAAAUAGUGUUAAUAUUCUCAAUAAUGCUUUUUUGUAAUACGAGUAAGAACAGCAUUGAAACAGUAAUACCAAUUUAUGAUUUUUACGUAGAAUAUCAUUUUUUACUAAACAAACGAAACGUUUCGAAUCGCGUGUAUGAUCAAAAAAUUUAUACAGAUAUAUUUUUUUAAAGAAUUAGAAAGAAUAAGGGCAUUAGGAGUCAGACGUAGAAGACAUCGCGCAAAUAAUAAAACUUAUAUAUACAAUAAUAAACUUAUGAAGCGUGAAACUUC